Messenger RNA from Triplophysa rosa, 1385 nucleotides. RefSeq names its product PTTG1 interacting protein b (gene pttg1ipb). NCBI's taxonomy places the organism in Eukaryota, Metazoa, Chordata, Actinopteri, Cypriniformes, Nemacheilidae. The record is from RefSeq and is a predicted model, not a curated record. Gene Ontology annotation, cellular component: cytoplasm; nucleus. Bases 64 to 576 code for a protein of 170 amino acids. Gene Ontology annotation, biological process: protein import into nucleus. The transcript has 7 exons.
AAGUCCUUCACACAAACACAUGACCAGCUGCUGAUAUUAGCCCAGGUCCGCUGCUUUGUCGAUAUGAGCCACACUUACUCUUUACUAGUAUCUUUAUUUAUACCUGUCUGCUGUUUUGCUGUAGUUUUGGGUCAGACGACAAGUCCGGUAACAAACUGCACUGUAAAAUCUAACACAAGUUGUGAUGAAUGUCUGAAGAUUGUUUCGUGUUUGUGGUGCAUUUCGAGUCAGAAAUGCAUAGACUAUCCAGUAAAGAACAUUCUCCCCCCUCACAGUGUGUGUCCCCUCUCAGAUGCACGAUGGGGGAUGUGCUGGGUGAAUUUCCAGGCUCUCAUCAUUAGCAUUUCUGUGAUCGCGGUGGUGAUUAUCAUAGCCAUAUUAGUCUGUUGUUUCCGUUGCUGUAAAUGUGAAAACAUUGGGUCGAGGAGGACCGAUGAGCGCAUGGAGAGGCAAGCUCAUCUGAGAAAGUUCCAUCAUGAAGAAAGGAAAACUGAGAUGAGGCAGAGACAUGAUGAAAUCCGACUGAAAUAUGGUUUGGCAAAGGAUAAUCCAUACUCCAGAUUUGAAAACAACUAAGCAAUUUAUACUGUCAAUGCUUGCAUCACUCCUGCUGUAUAAAUCAGAUUGCCUGCUAUUCCAAGCACUCCUUUUUCUCUUUGAUUUUGAAACUUACUCAUUGUGCUGGUUUCCAACUCAGUCGAGCACAUAAACACACAUUGUUUGCAUUUUCUUGACCUGGAGAUUAAAUUAAUCUUCCAAUGCACAAUAUACGGUGACAAUAUGUAAUUUACUUUGAUCAAGCCUAUUUUGUUAGGUUGGCUAACAAUAUAUUAAAUGCAUUUGUUUUACCUGCAUUUGCAUUUUUUUAUGUAUAUAUUUUACUCUGAUUUGAUUUGCUAGGACCUGUAUAAAUAAAUUAACCUGCUGUUUGAUAGGCCAUGGGUUUUAUAUAUCUGCUACAAUUUGUUUCUGCUACAUAGCAAUUAUAUCCACACAAAAGUACCUUCAUUGAUCAGUUUUUUUGUUAGUUUAUUGUUUUGUAAUAUGAUUGUCUGUGUUUUGCAUUUGUCAGCAUUUGAAUCACUAUCUUAUUGUGACUAAAUGACUAAAAUUUGAAUACAGUUGUAAUGAAAUGACAACCUAACAGGAAUAAAGACAACAUGGAAACUUGUGCUACAUCUGUUUACUGCAAAAUAGUUUAUACAUUAGGAAAUAACUACUGUCAAACAAUAAGAAUGAUCAACAGGUUUAAGGCCACAUUAUAGCACGGUAUACAUAUGCCUAAAACUUACAUAUUUAUAACUUUAUUCUAAAUAAGCAAAUACACCUGUGCAGUGUUUUGGAGACAUGAAGGGGUUUUUUUUAUCAUGGAGAGGAUAAUGCCA